UGUUGGGAAUCACAGGAAGAGUCGGUUGUGUGUACAUGAAAACUUUACAGUUGCCAGUAGUGGUUGCGAUGCACCAUUAUUUCGAAUUGUUAAAUGUUUAAGAUUUUUUUUCAAAACAGAAUUUUGUCGGUGCUCGUCAUUACUCGAUGUUGGUUACAAACCAAUGCUUUUCUUUCAAACGUCCUCGAUAGCAACCUGUAGAUGCGGCGAUGAGCUUUGUUUACAUCGAGUGUGUGGAGGUCAUGUCACGUUUAUAAACCUAAUAUACUUACUUAUAUACUUGUUUUACACCCCACUCGAACUGGCUUCUGUUGCAACGUUACUUGGGGACAAGUAACAUUGUGGUUUUUAAGUUGGAGGUUGGAUGGGGCUUUCUCGAUGAUGUAACAAAACUCAUUGAAGAUGUAAUUCAUUUAAGGACUCGACUCAGAUUUACUGAGAUCAGUCUGCAAAGUGUGGGAGAACAAUUGAGGUUAGUAAAUAUGCCCUAUUUGAAUUAUAACCUCAAGAAUCCAGUGAUGGCUUCUGCCGCUGCCCCUUGUUCAGCCCCGUUUGGUUCUGUUUAUAUUCAUCCGUCCUACUGAUAAUUUCUAGUGAGGAGGCUCACCCUUGUGUAUGCUCGUCAUCAGCACACCUUCAUUUGUGUGCUUUAACUUUUACUACAGCCAAUCAGAACGACAUGCAAGGGAUAGCUCUCUGCAGCAUAGUCCAUCCUUCGGAUUUCCAGGUCGCUUGACCUUAGAAGAUUUACAGAGACCACCGGAUUCCCAACGGCGCCAGUCCAGCUGCAGCGGGCGGGAGAGGCCGAACGGUGUCACAGCGGGUCGGUGUGCUGCUGGAAGUCGCCCCCCAUCGCCAAAAGCUCAGGGGUCCUGUGGCCCCCCAGCCCACCAGCAGUCAGCCCCGGCCAGGGCCGCGGGGCAGAUGGAGGCGACCCCCUUCCGGAAGAAGCUGGGCUGUGUGCGACAGGAGAACGCCUGUCUGUCCGUCCAGCUCAUGCCUGACCCGGAGUCGUCUCAGUAUGAGCUGUCCUCCUCAAGGUCCAAGAUGGGGUCCGGUGUGGGGGUUAAGAGCCGUAAUGUGUCCGCGUUGACCGAGCAGAUCCUCAGCCUGGAGGCGGAGCUGGAGGCCCAGGCCGUGGAACUGAGGGCUGCUGAGCUGAGGGCGGAGCAGGCGGAGGAGGCCUCGGCCCACAGCGGCCUCCUGGGGAACCAGCUGUCCCUGGAGCUGGAGGACCUGAGGCUGGAGCUGGACUCCAGGGCCGCAGUGGGGAAGCGGGCAGAGCAACAGAGGAACCAAGCGCUGCACAAUGCUGAGAAGCUGAAGGAGGCGUACAAAGAGUACAAGGAGACCAUAUCCCUCAAACUCAAGAAGGUGCUGGAGAGCGAGAGCCGGGUCAAGGAGAGCCUGGUGGUCUGCGACAGGGAGAAGGUAGACCUGGAGGUGAAGUGCUCUGUGCUUCAGAAGGAGCGGGCCGAGCAGAACCAGAUGAUCAGCCAGCUGAGGGGGGAGGUGCAGCAGGCCCGGGCCCUGUCCUCGGAGCGCUCCGGCCUCCAGGCCCUGCUGGACCAGGCCGGCCGUCGGACCUCCCAGCUGGAGAGGGAGCUGGGGGAGAGGGAGAGGCAGCUGGGGGAGCGGGCGGCGCAGGCCGGCGAGAGGCCCCGCCUCCUGCGGGAGCUGGAGGAGGCGCGGGGGGCGCGCCUCGCCCUGGAGCAGAGGCUGGCCCAGGGCGUGCAGGACGCCCAGCAGAGCCAGGCAGAGCUGGCCGGCCUGGAGGCCAUCCUGGCCCUGCUGCAUCUCCGAGAGGGUCCAGAGGGGCCUCUUUGUGUCAGGCCUUGUCUGAUGCCCCAGGUGGACUACUCACUCCAUGCACAGCUGCUGAACCCAAAGCCAGGCGAGCGCUACCAGACGCUGCUGCCCGUGCUGCGGACCCUGGAGGGAGAGCGGCUGCGUCAGAGCGGCCUGGUGCAGAGGCUGCAGGAGCGUCUGAGCCGGGCCCAGGAGGAGGUGUCCGCCCUGCAGGCCUCCAUGGCCCAGAGAGCCUCCCACUACCAGGGCCUCCACACUCAGCUGCUGGAGAAGACCGGCCGCGCCACCGACACCGAGAAAGAGCUCAAGAGGAAGGGCGCACGGAUAAAGGGGCUGGAGAAACAGCUGCAGGAGAAAACAUCUGCUUACAGCCAGGCCGCCCUGAGGAACACAGAGCUGGAGCAGCAGCUCCAGGAGAAGAGCAGCAGCCUGCAGCACUACCAGUCCACCCUGUCCAAGAGACAGAGAGAGCACCAGCAGGCCCUGGACCUCUGUCAGCAGCAGCAGAGCACGCAGAGCCAGCAGCUCCAGCUCCAGAUAGAAGGGCUGCAGCGGUCGGUCGAGGAGGCGCGCCGCGGACAGCUGACGCUGCAACAGGAGCUGUCCUCGGCCCAGGAGGAGCGGGAGCAGGCCCAGAGAGGCGCUGCGCUGCUGCAGGCCUCCCUGGAGGAGCUGGCUCAGCAGAGGGAAAGUGCGUUCGAGCACAGCGAAGAGGCCCUGCGGUGUUUUGAAGAGGAGGCGAAGGAGUCUGCCAGCAAGAUCUCCAGCCUGCAGCAGGAGCUCCGUGGCGCCAGGCUGGUGUGUGAGACCUCCACACAGCAGACCCUGCAGCUCCAGCUGUCCCUGCAGCAGCAGCAGGCCAUGCUGACGGAGAGCUCCGCCCGCGUCGCUGAGCUGGAGGACAGCCAGAGCCUGCUCCAGACACAGGUGUCGGGUCUGGAGAAGGAGCUGGAGCGGGCGCGGGCCGCCCUGGAGGAGGAGGCCCGGAGCAGGGAGAGCGAGGCGCAGGACGGCCGGAGGGAGGUGCAGGAGGCCACGCAGCAGGCAGCGCAGCUCACAGACACCGUCAGCAACCUGACGGCGGAGAUGUCCAAGGUGCAGGGCCAGCUGUCCUCCGUGGAGGCGGAGGUCCAGCGGCUGCGGCGGGAGGCGCGCGCCAGCAGCUCCCACGCCAGCGGGCUGGAGCAGAGGCUGCAGAGCGCCCAGGGCCUGCUGCGGACACAGACCCAGCUGGUGGAGGAGCUGGAGGAGAAGCUGCGUAGCGGCGAGGAGCAGCGGAGGAGCUCGGCGCAGCGGGUGGGGGAGCUGGAGGGCCAGCUGCAGGCGGUGCACGGGGAGCUGGGGGCCACGCUGGAGCGCCUGCAGGAGCUGCAGGACGUCCUGCAGAGGACCCAGGGCGCGGCCGAGGAGCGGAAGGCCUCCCUGGAGCGGCUGGGCCUGGAGCUGAGGGACACCAAGAGGGAGCUGGAGGAGAGGACCCAUGAGGUCUUGGACAUGGACGCCGCCCUGAAGGAAAGACAGGGGGAGCUGCAGCAGCGCGCACAAGUGCUGGGGCAGCUGGACGUGGCCAUCCGUGACCACCGGCAGGAGAUGGAGCAGAAGGUGGAGGCGCUGCAGCGCUGCCUGGAGGAGAGGGAGGGCCAGCUGACGGAGGCCCGGGAGGAGCUGCUCAAAGCCAGGGAAGACAUGAAGGUGAGCGAGGACCUAGGCUGGCAGCUGCGUGUGUGUCGGGAGGAGCUGCAGAGUGUGUGUGUGCAGCGGGGGGAGAGGGAGCAGCACUGCGGGGGUCUGGCUGCACAGCUGGAGGCCAGCAUGGCGCAGGCAGACAGGAGGGAGGCCCGUGUGUGUGUGCUGGAGGAGGAGCUGGCGGUGAAGGAGGAGCACUGGGUGCAGAAGGAGGCGCGGCUGCAGGGCCUGGUCUCCUCCCUCCAGAGGGAGCUGGAGCAGGAGAGGGAGCAGCACAGCCAGGAGCUGGGCUCCCUGCAGCACACCCGAGGCCAGCUGCUGAAGGUGUCGGAGCAGAUCUCCUCCACCAUGCGCUCCUCCCAGGAGGAGCUGGGCGCCCGGCUGCAGCAGAGCCAGGCCCAGCUGGAGGAGGCCUCGGCCGGGCACCAGCGCGCCCUGGGCCGGGCCGCGCAGCUCCAGGCCCAGCUGGAGCAGGCCGCCGCCCAGCUGGGCCUCACCAGCACCGCGCUGGACCACAGCCGGGACCAGGCCGGCCGCCUCCAGGCCCGGCUCCGUCAGGCCGGGGCCCAGGCGGAGCAGGCCGGGGCCCGGAGCGCGGGGCUCCUGGCCCAGCUGGAGCAGCACCAGGCCCGGCUGGGCGAGGCUGAAGCCCAGGGCGCCCGGCUCACCGCCAGGCUGCUAGGGGCGGAGAAAGAGGUGGAGGCGGCCAACGAGUCCCUGGUCAUCAAGGAGUCGGCGGUGACCCGUCUGCAGGCGCGGCUGUCCAGCCUGGAGCGCUCGUCGGACCCCCGCUCCUCCCCUCUUGCCCCGUACACACCGCUGCCAAAGCCCCUCCCGGUCCCGGACGCAGUCGCCCCGGCUCCCCCCUCCCCUCGGACACGCUCCCCUCGACGCCGUCCCGCCCCGGGACACGCCCCGCCGCGGGACCCCUGGCCCUCGGCGCUUGACCCCCGGUCCUCGCCGCCGCCCGCCGCCGUCCACACCGGCGCCGGGCCCCCUCCCCGGCCCCUCGCCCUCGACCGGUCCUCGCUGUCCCUCCCGCCGUCGGAGCGCUCCACCCUGGCCUGGCUGCGCUCCACCAGCGCCGACUCGUCCCUGGACCUCCCCCCGGAGCUGAGGGCGGCGCUCCGGGACGCCCUGAGCCGGAGGCCCCGGGAGUCUUCCGCCCGCCACUCCACCUCCCCCCACCCCGACCCCGACCCCCACCCGGUGGACCAGAGCUGGCAGGGCCUGAGCUCCCUGGAGCCCGACACCACCGGCACCACCACCACCUCCACCUCCGCCUCCGACCUCUCCUUCAACCCCCUCACCUACAUGCUGGACCGGGAGGAGGAGGAGGACGGCGGUGGGAGGGGGGGAGGCGCCAAGCCGAGCGGCGAGUGGGACGAGGGGCCGGUGGGCCGGUCUGGGGGGCCCCUGGGCUCUCUGUCGGGCAUGCUGAGGUUCGUGAACCAGACGCUGGCCAUGCAGGAGGACACGUCGCUGUGGGACGCCGGCCAGGCGUCGUGAGCCCCGGGCAGGGACACGCCGCCACAGGGGGUCCAGGUACACUGUCACAGGGGGUCCAGGUACACCGUCACAGGGGGUCCAGGUACACCGUCACAGGGGGUCCAGGUACACAGUCACAGGGGGUCCAGGUACACCGUCACAGGGGGUCCCUGGCCAGGGAGACACCAGAGGGGGGCACUAGGGUCAAAAAGGGAGGAGAGAUUUGUGAUCCGUCUUUGUUACCAUAACGACACUGUGCUGUGCACUACCAGUAUCUACAGUUGGAUCCCCAAUGGUUUGCACUGGUCAGCAAACUGGCGAUUCCCGUUCUAUCAUUACUUAUUAACAUUAGCCCUCUGCAUUCUUGUGCCAAACGCUUAGUCCUUUAAGUGUAGAGAGCCUUUCAAUAUUUAAUCACUUUCAAAAUGCCACUGUUGCUAUUCAAACCUCUUGUGUAGUUGUUGAUGUAAGAGUAGGGCAAAAAUAAUCUGACAUACAACUCACCAGUUGGACUUGGCCUACCAAAUACUUUUACUUUGCAAUGACAAUAAAGUGCGACCUGAUUUGUGUUGCAUGACGUAGUGAAGGGGAAUUCCUUCAGGCCCCCUCUGUCUCGUCUCUUCUGCUUCCCUUCCAGGGAACUCUUUCUCCAAAGACUCUUAAAAUAAUGGAAAUUGUCUGCUCUCUCUGCUGACUGCUUAUUUCCAGCACUUGAAUAACUCUGUGUGUGUGUGUGUGUGUGUGUGUGUGUGUGUGUGUGUGUGUGUGUGUGUGUGUGUGUGUGUGUGUGUGUGUGUGUGUGUGUGUGUGUGUGUGUGUGUGUGUGUGUGUGUGUGUGUGUGUGGGAUUUUACAGGAUUUCAAAGUGUAGUGGUCAGUCUUUGACGUCCAACAUUAAAUCUGUAGAGUUUUGUGUUAUUUAGAUCAAGCUCCAGGGCAAGUCCUGCUGCUGAUUUGGCUGUGACUUGACUGGAUAACAUGUCAUUCUUGCCAGCACCAACGACCAAAAGGCUGUCCGGUUCCAGCUCUGUGUCACCCUAUGUUCUUACUCUAUGAUGUUGCUUGUUUAAACAUGUAUGUUGUGUAAUGUAUUUGUAAUAUAUAGUAUUUUUGUUUUGCAUCCUUUUAGAUUACCGAAGUAACUAGCUACAUUUAUUAAAAUGUUUUGUUAUGCUA
This is a messenger RNA of Gadus macrocephalus (Pacific cod), 6158 nucleotides long. RefSeq names its product coiled-coil domain containing 18 (gene ccdc18). The record is from RefSeq and is a predicted model, not a curated record. NCBI's taxonomy places the organism in Eukaryota, Metazoa, Chordata, Actinopteri, Gadiformes, Gadidae. The transcript has 24 exons. Bases 616 to 5004 code for a protein of 1462 amino acids.